AUGCAUAUAAACUCAACGGUUCCUGCUUGGCCGCCGCAGCACGUUCCCGCGCCUACGGCUGCCUCACGACCGUCGGACUGCAUUCUGCUUAUCGACACCCCAGCACUGCCAGCACCUGCCAUUCCUGCUCAUCUGCUGCACCCACACAUGACGCCUGCUCCACAGCCACAGGCUACGCAACUCUCCACGGACAUCUUACAACCACUCAGGUAUAAUGCAGCCGCGUCUCCCGCGCCGCGCACCAUCCUGGCUCCUGUUCAUCUUCUGCACGUUUUCCCGACGGUUUUAACCGUCUCUGCUGCGUCGGUUUCAACCGCGCCCGCUACACUCCCGAACUCGUUGUUAACAGCUCCGGCAUGCCUACCGCCCGCACUCGCAGCGGCACCGGCCACCCCACCCGCGCCGGUCCACGACGUUUUAUCGACUUCCGCACCGGGUUCUUUUGCUUGGCAAACACCGGUUGCAUGCUCACCAGUCCGAACUGCACCUGUUUCCACGGUAGUGGAGAGUCUUCCGCACCCACCCUUGCCCCCACCAGCCGGGGUCCCAGAAACUGUACCUGCCUACACUAUAGAACCGAACUCACAUGUCAAGACUGAACUCUCUUCUUGCACCCCUGCUGCUUGUAAAUCGUGGAGUUUUGUCCCUAAUAACCAGAUUAGUACAGCUACUGUGUACCAGUCUCCUGGUGCCUACAAUCCCUAUUUGGCACCACUCUACACUGCUACACCAUCUGCACCUCCAAGUAGUCAUUCGAGUCCAGCAUCCGCCGCCCCCACGCAUUAUGCAGUAAUAGAAGCCAAGCCUGGCCGCGCCAGGACACACGCCACACUGUCAGCACAAGCAAUGGCUCCGCCACCCUGUGGUCACCCAACUGCACCACCUACUUUUAUGUUGCCGCACCAAAGGUCACCGGAGACGGCCAAGUGA
Messenger RNA from Schistocerca piceifrons (Central American locust), 930 nucleotides. Its product is annotated as proline-rich protein 36-like. Bases 1 to 930 code for a protein of 309 amino acids. The record is from RefSeq and is a predicted model, not a curated record. The transcript has 3 exons. NCBI's taxonomy places the organism in Eukaryota, Metazoa, Arthropoda, Insecta, Orthoptera, Acrididae.